Molecule: messenger RNA, 930 nt
Organism: Histoplasma mississippiense
Lineage: Eukaryota; Fungi; Ascomycota; Eurotiomycetes; Onygenales; Ajellomycetaceae
Exons: 3
Coding region: 1-930 (309 amino acids)
Biological process (GO): protein acetylation
Molecular function (GO): N-acetyltransferase activity
Source: RefSeq, a predicted model, not a curated record
AUGCUCAUCAACGAAAAGACCGCCCUCUCGUCCUCCCGUGUCCUGCUCGUCCCAUACUGCAAGCACCAUGUGCCGCAGUACCAUGAGUGGAUGAAAGACCCCGAGAUCCAACAAGCCACCGCUUCCGAACCAUUAAGCCUUGAGGAGGAAUACGCCAUGCAAACCAGCUGGCGCACCGAUGCGGAUAAAUUAACGUUUAUAAUCUGUUUGCCGCUUCGUCAAACGCUACAAUCAUCAUCAUCAUCUUCUUCUUUUUCUUCUUCUUCACCAUCUUCGUUACCAGCUGGGGCUGUGGCUCGUGUUGCUGCAGCUGCAGAGGAUGUAAACGCCAGCCAACCCGCAGAGGUGCGAGCUACGGCACCGCUGACUGAUCCAUGUAUCGAUGCCUCAGCAUCAAUGCUGGGAGACGUGAAUUUGUUUCUGAGACUAGAUGCGGACGAUGAAGGAGGUGGUAAUGGCCAUCUCCCUGCUGCUGCUGCAGGUAGCAGCGCAAGAGUCGUCGGUGAAAUAGAACUUAUGAUAGCAGAGAAAGUGAAGCAGGGUAAGGGGUAUGGGAGGGCUGGACUGGUAUGUUUCUUGAAGUAUAUUGCGGACCAUGAGGUGGAAAUUAUGAAGGGGUUUGUUUCUUCGUUAUCGUCUGCUGCUGGGGUCGCUGCUGCUAACGAUAAUGGGAGACGGGACGAGACAAAACUAGGAAAAGUGGUAGUGGGAGAGGGGAAACUAGCAUAUCUAUCUGCUAAGAUUGGCGCAGGUAAUGCGCGCAGUCUGGGGUUGUUUCUGAGUUUGGGGUUUACGAAGGUGUCAGAUGAGCCGAAUGUGUUUGGGGAGGUGGAGUUAAGGAGGGAAGGAUUGGGUAGAGAUGAGGGGGAGCAGUUGUUGAGAAGGUGUGGGGUGGAGGAGUAUAUGGAGGUGGGCUACGAACGGGGAUGA